AUGGGGUUUUUCAUCGUAAUACUUCUCCUCCCUUCUCUUUUUUUCCUCUACCAUUUUCUCGAAUGGGCUUUUAUAAAAAGACAUCAAGAUUGCUAUAUACUAAGCUAUGAAUGUUUCAAGCCUAGUGAUGAUCGGAAAAUAAGCACACAAUUUUCCGGCGAGAUCCUUACUCGAAACAAAAGUUUGGGCCUUGAUGAAUACAAGUUUCUUCUCAAGGCGGGCGUUAGCUCCGGCCUUGGGGAGCAAACCUACGGCCCAAGAAACAUCCUUUUGGGCCGCGAAGAAAGCCCAACACUUAAUGACAGCCUCGAUGAGAUGGACGAGUUUUUUCGAGAUAGUGUCGAAAAACUCUUCUCCAAAUCCCAAAUUUCUCCACACCAAAUCGACAUAUUAGUCGUUAAUGUAUCGAUGUUUGCGUCCGUACCAUCCUUGACCUCAAGGAUAGUAAACCACUACAAAAUGAGGGAUGAUAUUAAGGUUUAUAACCUUAGUGGGAUGGGUUGUAGUGCUAGCUUAAUUUCUAUAAAUAUUGUUCAAAAUGUUUUUAAGAAUGAAAAGGAACGUUACGCUUUGGUUGUAACAUCCGAAUCUCUAAGCCCGAAUUGGUAUACGGGUCAUGACCGAUCCAUGAUCCUAUCCAACAUACUUUUUAGGUCGGGUGGGAGUGUUAUCCUCUUGACCAACAAGUGGGGCCUGAGGAAGAAAGCUAUGUUGAAGCUCAAAUGUCUCGUACGGACACAUCAUGGGGCCAAAGACGAGUCGUACGGAUGUUGCAUGCAAAUGGAGGAUUCAUCGGGGAGACUAGGGUUCCAUCUUAGCAAAACCCUACCCACGUCCGCGGCCCGAUGUUUGGCUAAUAAUCUCAAGGAGUUAGCCCCCAAAAUCUUACCCACAAGGGAAGUGGUUCGAUUUGGGGUGGCGGUUAUGGUCCGGAGAUUUAUCUCCGGACCUAACCAUAAACCCGUCAUUAACUUUAAAACGGGGGUACAACAUUUUUGCUUGCAUACGGGUGGGAAAACCGUUAUAGAUGAUUUAGGAGAAAACCUUAAGUUAAGUGAGUACGAUCUCGAGCCAGCGAGAAUGACCCUACACCGGUUCGGGAACACAUCGGCGAGUAGCUUAUGGUAUGUAUUGGGGUAUAUGGAGGCAAAGAAGAGGCUCAAGAGAGGGGAAAGGGUGUUGAUGGUUAGUUUUGGGGCAGGUUUUAAAUGUAAUAGUUGUUUGUGGGAGGUGUUGAGAGACUUAGAUGGGUGUGACAAUGUUUGGAAGGAUUGUAUUGAUGAGUACCCUUCUAAGGGCUUGGCUAAUCCUUACUUGGAAAAAUUUGGUUGGAUCCAAAAUGAAGAUUUUAGUACCUUCCCAAAAGACCACGAGGAAAAGUUAAAUUACUUUCGAGAAAAGAUGAACUGA
This is a messenger RNA of Spinacia oleracea (spinach), 1410 nucleotides long. RefSeq names its product 3-ketoacyl-CoA synthase 12-like. Lineage: Eukaryota; Viridiplantae; Streptophyta; Magnoliopsida; Caryophyllales; Amaranthaceae. Gene Ontology annotation, cellular component: membrane. The transcript has a single exon. Bases 1 to 1410 code for a protein of 469 amino acids. The record is from RefSeq and is a predicted model, not a curated record. Gene Ontology annotation, molecular function: acyltransferase activity, transferring groups other than amino-acyl groups. Gene Ontology annotation, biological process: fatty acid biosynthetic process.